Messenger RNA from Hibiscus syriacus, 1679 nucleotides. RefSeq names its product E3 ubiquitin-protein ligase RDUF2-like. The record is from RefSeq and is a predicted model, not a curated record. Gene Ontology annotation, biological process: protein ubiquitination. Gene Ontology annotation, cellular component: cytoplasm. NCBI's taxonomy places the organism in Eukaryota, Viridiplantae, Streptophyta, Magnoliopsida, Malvales, Malvaceae. Gene Ontology annotation, molecular function: ubiquitin protein ligase activity.
UUAAUUUCUCUCACAUUUCCCCAUUUUUCUUUUCUUCUUUCUAAGCUCAGACUCAAAUCCUAGGGUUUAAAAUUUUCCCGAUUUCUCCAAUUUUGAUUUCUUCAGGUGUUUUAGUCGUUUACCUUUCGAUGGAAUCGAUUAGAUCACCCUAUUGGUGCUACAGAUGUAACCGGUUCAUCCAGAUCCGGGUCCGAUCCCCCCAAGAUUCGAUCCUUUGCCCCGAUUGCGGCAGCGGAUUCAUCGAAGAAUUCAAAACUCCUUCCCGUUCUCCAAUUCACCACCGUUUCCCCGCCUCCACUAUGCACUCUGAGACGCCCAGCCCAGGUCUCGGCCCCAGUCCUACUGGAACUCCUCCUUUCCGCCAAGUUCGAAGGAACGCUGGCGAUCGAUCCCCUUUCAAUCCCGUCGUUGUUCUCCGUGGGCCUACCUCCGAAUACGACAGCGUAGUUCCUGAAAGAGGAAAUACCAAUUUUGAGCUUUAUUAUGAUGAUGGGUCAGGGUCGGGUCUUAGUCCCUUACCCGCUAGCAUGUCUGAGUUUUUAAUGGGUUCGGGUUUUGAUCGGCUUCUUGAUCAGUUAUCUCAAUUAGAAGUAAACGGAGUUGGCCGUUUUGAGCGACCGCCUGCUUCCAAAGCGGUGAUUGAAUCAAUGCCGGUGGUUAAGAUUAGUGGCGGACAUGCAAGCAGGGAAUCCCACUGUGCAGUUUGUAAAGAGCAGUUCGAACUAGAUUGUGAAGCUCGGGAAAUGCCUUGUAAGCAUAUUUACCAUUCGGAUUGUAUUUUACCCUGGCUUUCGAUUCAGAACUAUUGUCCAGUUUGCCGCCAUGAGUUGCCAAGGGAAAGUAAUGGAAACAAUGUAAGUGAAAAUGAAGCAGCCGUGGGAUUAACAAUAUGGAGGUUACCGGGUGGUGGGUUUGCUGUGGGGAGGUUUCCCGGUGGGAGGAGAGCUGUGGAGAGAGAGUUUCCAGUAGUUUUCACUGAGAUGGAUGUUGGUGGGUUUAAUAAUGCAGCAGGUGCUCUUAGAAGGAUUUCAUGGGCGCCAAGUGGGAGAAGAUCAUAAGAAAGUGGAGGAUUGAGGCGAGUUUUUCGGGGUUUUGUUUCAUUUUUUGGGAGGUUUAGGAGCUCCUCAUCUCGUUCAGGUUCAGAUUCUGGGUUUACGAGGAUAAGCAGAACAAGUUCAGUCUUUGGGAGGUCAUCUAGGAGAGAGAGCAAUUGAAAUUUCGAGGAUUGAAUGGUUGGACAAUGGAUUCUUUGUUCAUUUUUAGGCUAAUCUGUUUUCUUUUUAUCUGAUAUUAUAAUGUGGCAAUUUUCAAGAAGGAAGGGAAUGUGUGUAGAUUGUAUGAUUUUACUCGAUGUAAAUACUGACACUUUUGGCGAAGGAAUGAAGAACUACUCGAGCUUAGAUUCUAUUGAAAGAGAAAGAGGCUUUCAUGAAUUGAUAUGUGCAUCAACGAGGAACAAGUGGAAAAAGAAGUUUUUGUGGUUAGUUAGAAUGAUCGUUUAGUGGUUCUGACCUAAAUUUGUUCAAUUAGUAAGCUGCUGUGAUAAUUCAUUCCCUCGCUUCUUUCUUCUAUGUAAUUUGCUAUCAGGGAUUUUGCUGUUUAUUUGCAAUCCUUAAUACAAAUUGUCGAGUUGUUGACAUUGUUUCUUUUAGGUUUUACUUGAGUGGAAGCCAAUCCGC